Hymenoscyphus albidus is the source of this 4806-nucleotide messenger RNA. The record is from the annotation of a GenBank genome assembly. Lineage: Eukaryota; Fungi; Ascomycota; Leotiomycetes; Helotiales; Helotiaceae.
CUUAUCUACCCAGAUACUUGCACUCGAGUAUACACCCCCUCCCCUCAUCCCUCAUCCCACUUCUUUGACCCCUCCUCUAUGAUCUUUUCUUCUCGAUAAUCUCAUCACAAUGGGUAAAUCUUCAAAGGACAAGCGGGAUGCGUAUUACAGACUUGCAAAGGAGCAAGGAUGGCGAGCACGAAGCGCCUUCAAACUUCUUCAGCUGGACGAAGGUGAGAGAAACAGACAAUACUGCUGCAACAAUUCUUCUGGCUGCGCAUCGCUGAUGUUGGUAUCGCAGAGUUUGACCUGUUCAAGGAUGUUACACGCGUCGUCGAUCUGUGCGCAGCUCCAGGAAGCUGGAGUCAAGUCCUCUCUCGAGUCUUAAUCAAGGGGGAAAAGUUCGGUCGGCGUGCGUGGGAAGAUCAAGAUGCAAAAUUAUCCCAAAUGUUGCGAAAGGUCUUUGCACCAGACACAACCCCCGAAAUCGAAACAGCAGCAGCAGAAAAGAAAGACGAAGAAUUGAAGCCUCGAAAGGAUGUCAAGAUUGUUGCCAUCGACCUGCAGCCUAUGAGUCCACUUGAAGGCAUCAUUACCCUGAAAGCUGACAUCACCCAUCCUGCAACAGUACCACUGUUACUACGAGCACUUGACCCAGACUACGACCCUUCCACUAAGUCACAGCAAGCUGCACAUCCAGUGGACCUUGUGAUUUCAGACGGGGCACCAGACGUGACUGGUCUCCAUGAUCUAGACAUCUAUGUGCAGUCUCAGCUCCUCUUCGCUGCUCUGAAUCUAGCACUUUGUGUUUUACGUCCAGGAGGAAAGUUUGUUGCGAAGAUCUUUCGGGGAAGAAAUGUCGACUUGCUUUACGCUCAAAUGAGUAUCUUUUUCGAGAGAGUGGUUGUCUCAAAGCCCAGGUCCAGCAGAGCCAGUAGCGUCGAAGCCUUUAUCGUGUGCAUCAAUUUUCAACCCCCAGAAGGCUACGUGCCAAGUAUGGCAGAGCCCAUGGGUGUUGGAAACAAAUUGGAAAAGAUGGCCAAGGUCAAGGCAUCCCACAUCUCAAUUGUUGCCCCUACAACAAUGCAAGAUCCUACCACUGGAACCUGGUCUCUCACACAAUCAUCCCCUAUCAUAUAUGGAGAAGAUGAAAUUGUAGAGCUUACACUCCCAGAAGAGGAAUCGAACGCAAGAAAGAACGGAAAGUGGAUUGCUCCCUUCCUAGCUUGUGGCGAUCUCUCUGCGUUCGAUGCCGAUGCCUCAUAUCACUUGCCAAAGGAUCGAGUUGCGUUGGAUCCCAUACAGCCACCGACUGCUCCCCCGUACAAGCGAGCUCUGGAAUUACGGAAGGCCAUGGGUGGGGCAUCUGGAAAGACGAACGUUGCGUAGUUCGCGACUUGAGAUAUUCCAUACAAGUAUUGAAAAUCGUAUGACUCCCACUUUACGAUAUCACCACGUCUUGCUACUUGAUGUCCAAGUUUUGCAUGCAUGGAACAGAUGAAAUUGAAUUUAAAACAAAUGGUAUUUCAUGGUCUUCCAGCCAUACCAACACGCUAAACCAAAGGAUCCCAAUCCACGGCGCAUCGACCAAAACGCUUCAUCCGCAAAAAGAUACAUACAAGAAUAUCGGCAUUUGCCCGAACCUCCUACGCCAUCCAUAUCUACUUCAUCUCAAUUACGCUACCCGUUUCACUACCUGUAUUCUACAUGGUCCCUCAUCAAACCUAGGAAUCGAUUCACUUUGUGAUAAAUCCAAGGUAAUCUGCGACGAUCAAAGUGAUCAUACUGCAUUCGAGAAUCAGUUUGAUGUUCCUUCAUGAUUUUUGGAAGAAUGGGGACUUACGCAUGGGGAGCGAUUCUCAUGUAGUACGUGCUGAAUCCUCUAUAAAAUCUGAGCAUACCCUCCUCCUUGGCGACCUUUUUGAAGCAAUCUGCCAUGCCUUUAUAUGGUAGCGUGCCAUCUGCAGCACGCUGUUGCUUUUGCAACCUGGUCUUGACAAAAUCAAAUGGCAAACUAAAGAAACUGGCGAAGAAACCGGCCACAGCGCUUGCAGCCAUUGUUCGUGAUGUUUUGCUCAAAUUGGUGCCCCUCUCCAGUCUCUCUUUUGCUUCUGAGAAAAAGGCCAAUUGGCCAAAGUUCAGAGCCAUGGCUCUGACGACUGUUGGUGCAGCACCGGCCCAUAGUGCCACCACACCCUCCGAUUUUGCAAUAUCUCUCAAAGCAUGAAUGACCGAGGAAUAGUUCUUUCUCUGCGCAGCGGAUUUCAAUCCAUCCGAUUGCAUGCGGAUGAGAGCUAGAUCUGCUGGAUUUCCUAUCAUGGCUGCGAUUGCACCUGCCAUUAUGCCUGAAGCAGCGCGCUCCUUAAAGGCAACUUCUGUACCCUGGGCCUUUGCUCGCACUGCAAAAGAUCUCAUAAAAGUUUCAAAAAAUCCCAGGCGUGCAGUCGUAUAUAAUGCUUGUCUCAAGAGUCCUGCGGAUAGGCCUGUGUACAAGUCCAUCACCCUUCCGGCAGCUAUGAUUUCUUUAGUGACGGAUAGAGGUGACGGUUUGGGGCCUGUUUUUGCUCCUGCACCAGCCAGUUGCAGUCGUACUUUAAUCAUGUCGAUUGGUUGGAUUAUGCCGGUUGCUACCAUUCCGGCGGCGCCUCCGUUGAUAUAAGGAAGCGCUCCUCGCAUGAAGGGUGAAUGUAAGAAGUCAUUUCUGGCGCCCAUUGUAUCUGCCCUCGCAGACUCUGCAUAUUGUUUGGAGGCUCCCAUUGCUUCGGAUGUUUUGUUGCGUGCAGCUUCGGCAGCCUGCUUGAUCGAGUUGGAGGUCGACAUUGGGAAGGGAAAAUUGGAACGAAUUGAAACUGGUGAACGUUGUUCAAGUCAAAUAGCUUGACAGCUAGAAGCCAGAAAAGGGACAAUGUCAGCUUCCCUUCUGACAGAAGGUAGGACCAGAAAGAAAAUCAGAAGCUUGGAAGAACAUGUCGAGCUCAGGACCAAAUGAUUAAGUUUUGUUGAUGGAGCUUCCCCCCACCCAAAGUUUAUUGGCGGGGUCCAGUGUGGAGUUAUGGGCGGCUCGUUCUUAGCUUGAUUUGGAACCAGAACAAAGCGACUGGACGGGAAUCUCGAACUUCUCUGGCACAUGCCAAGUUGACCCAUUACGCCGAGGGAACACUCGCCGGACCUUUGUUUGCAAAGAGCUGGCGUUGCACCAUCGCCAAGGCCUCUGACACUUGAUCGAAUGGUGCGACCAAAGACUUGGGAGACAGGAAAAGGAAUGUGUUCAAAACUUACUUGUAGCUUUCCGGUACAGCAAACUUGGAACUCAAGCAGAAAUAACAGUUAUGCUGUAUCGCCCUCUAUCGCUGAUAACGAUGUGCCAAAGUGGAGAGCUAGGGCGCGGGUGGUGGUGUUGAGACUGGUGCGGGGCAGGGAAUCGACUUGCAUGCAGCUCGCCAGCCCUAUCGAAUGAGGAGAAUCGGAACGAGUCAAGGACGGAGCGACGACGACGAGCAACCGUACUCGAUGCUGCAGAUGGAAGAUUUUGUUACCGUGUCGUGAUUUUUCCGUGUUGAAGCAAAAGAGAGAUAAGAUGGUUUAUGAUGGGUUUUGUUGUGCAAGCUCUUCUCUGAUGGUGCCGAGCUCUUGGUUCCUGUUGGUCCUGGCCUGGGGUUUAAAGGUCCCUCGGUUGGGUGGGUGGGACGUGUGGGAUGGAAGAGACGGAUCGAUGAGGUGGACUGUAAUCUAUGUGCUGUGCAAUUGAGUUCAAAUGCGGGGUUGUCUGGCACGAGACGGAAGGCAAGCCUGUGAUCCUCACGAAGUACUAGACGUGGUGAAGUGAGGUUUCUGGUGCUACGAAGUCUUAGAAAGUAGUUACUCGCCCCUUCCUUGGUUGAUUAAAAUCGCGGGAUACUGGUCUAUCUCGAAUGCUUUACGGGUAGGAGGAUGCCGAGAGGUGUUGACUGGAGAUGGUGUUUGAAUGGGUUGAUGAGAGGACAAAUGACAUAAAUGGCGCUCGAGCACAAUCCAAGAAAAGAUAUCAUAAAGAGUGCAUGAAAAGACGAGAGAGAAAAAUCAAAUGGGUAUGCGAAUGGGAAUGGGGAAUGGGAAAUGGAAAGCUGAUGGGUUUACUACUUUUCCUACCAUUAUCACUACCACAGCUACGGAUACUAAUAAAAAACCCCAUCGUGAAUUUGAUGCGAUGGGAUAGGUAGAAUGGGGGGCAGGUCAGGCAGUAUUUUUUUCUUUUCCCGUAGCCCGAGCGAAGUAGCGUAGCGCGGCGUAGGGAGGAGCCUAUUCCCGAAGUCCACGUUUGCCUACGAGUAGUACAGAAAGUACCUAUAGCUCGUACUGUCGUAUAGUAUUAGUAUACCUAGCCUCGUUAGGUAGUGAGAGUAGCUCUGGAGUACCGGUACUACUGUGCUCGUAUUUGAGUACAUAUAGGUAGGUUUUACACCUACUCAUACCCGACAGUACAGUACAGUACCUUGUCAUUUGGUCAUGUAUCUAUUCCUACUCUACGGAGUAUCAUAUCGUCCUCGCUGAUUGUUUUUUGACUGCUUCGGUUUUACUGGGGCGAUGCGGGGUUGUUUUUUUGGGAUGAUUGGUGAGGUGUCUGGUCUGGGUUUGUAGUUGGAGUUGGAGAUGGAGAUGCGGAAGUCCGUUGUUUGUUGGGGGUUUGCUGGUUUCUGGUUUGUGUCAGAUUGAGAUGUCGUUGAGCAGUGGUUCAUUUUUUCUCUUGAGGUGGAUGGAGUGGAUGGAGUGAGGGCGGUUUUUGGGCUUCGUUAUUGUUCUUUUUGUGGGUAGAAAGUAGAGUAGAGUAGAUAAUCUAGGUGAUUGGUU